Cherax quadricarinatus is the source of this 1537-nucleotide messenger RNA. The record is from RefSeq and is a predicted model, not a curated record. Lineage: Eukaryota; Metazoa; Arthropoda; Malacostraca; Decapoda; Parastacidae.
CUACAAGGACACAAAUUUCAGGACUGUAAUGAACACCCUGGAGCCCCUUUGGCCAUCCCAUGUAGUGGAGUAUCAACAAAGGAAUGUAACUACAAUCAACAACCAGACCAUCUCCACCUCAACGGUGGCAUUUGCUACAGUCAUCAACACUACAGUCGCGUACCACACGGACCUGUUUGCCACUGCCACCUGGGAUGUAGCUGCUACUACCUACCAGACCAUGGAGUUCCAGCACCAGAGUGUCAUAUAUACUGACAAAGCAAAUAUCACCCACACUGUUAUUGAGGAUAAUGAUUUACCCUUUGUCUAGCUACUGUGACUUAGUUAAAAUAGUAGCCUGGUUUCUCUGGGGGCUUUGGAGGCAGAUUAAAAACACUGGUUGAAUCCCUUGAUAUUAUGAUACUGUGUAUUAUUAUUAUAAUCAAAAAGAAGCGCUAAGCCAUGAUACUGUGUAAUAACAUUCGUUUACUCCUCUGAAAGAAAAAUUCCUUUAAAUUCAAUUUGGGCUUAGCACUUCAUUUUAUUAUUUUUUUUAACACUGCUCUCUUGGUUUAAUUUACCUUGCAUGUACUGGAAUUGCCUGUAAUGAUCAGAUGAAAUGGAUUAGGAGUACAGUUCCUUUUUAUCUAAUACUUUGUAAGAAAUGGCACUUAAUCUACGUAAGAACUACUUUCAGUUUGUUAAUACUCCUAAAUUUGUGACCCAUACAGAGUGAAUUUUGUGAAUACAAAAACUCUUAAAUGGCAGAACAGAAAAAAAAUUAAUGCAUGUUUAUUGUCUGCAUAGUGUUAUGUAAGCUCAGUGGUUAUACUGUAUUCUGUAUAUAAUUUUUUUUUUACAUGUAGGGUUAUUAAAAUUAAUAAUAUCCUGUAUUUUGUUAUUCAUAAUACCUUUAAUGGUUAUCUAAUUAGUACACCCUUUUGGAUUUAGUGCUAUAGUUUGAUUAUAUUUGGGUAGUUUAUGUAAAAAUUUAUAAUUUAUGCAUUUUGUGUAUGAAUUUAGAAGAAAACCAUUUCUCAUUGUAAAUAAAUGUGAAUUUGUGCAUAGUCAUUGGAUAUCUGUGACACUUCUAAGAUUAGUGCUUAUUUUUUUAUUAUUUUAUUAUUGGAUCUUUGAUUCUAUUGUGUUAUACUAUAUAAGCAAUGUAAAAUAAUUGAUUGAACUUCAAAAUAUAAAGCAAGCAAAGAUCUUUUUUCCCCCCAUUUUGUAUACACUUUCGAACAAUUGCUAUAUGACCCCUACAGGUUGCUCUUCCCAAUGAAUAAUAAACAUCCUAGCUGUGCAUUUCCUGGUUUAGCACUUUUUAUAAAAAAUUGAAUUUCCUGAGAAAAUGUUAUAAUUUUUCACGAAAGUCUGUUCAUAUGGCUCCAUAUGUAUUUCCCUUUACAUUAAAAUUAAUAAUUUUGUUCUUUGCCUUUAAUUACGAUGUCAUCUGCUUAGUGUAGUGUUUAUUCAGCUUUGUUUACCUGUCAUAAGUGGCUCAAGGGAGGCAAGGUACAAGACAACUGUGAUUCCAUUAAUAAAUUUUUUUAUACUA